AUGGAAAAAAUAGAAGAUCCUUUUUUUGAAGCAAAAGAGCAGAUUUCUUUUCAAUUGUCUAAAGCGCGUUAUUUGUAUGAUUUAUACUUUAAAACAGUGAAAGAAAAGAAUAUUGGAUCAUCGACUACAUUAUUAGAUAUUUCGAAUGAAUUAUGGAAAAUAAUUAAUGAGAUUGAUGAUUGUUUGAUAGAUUUGGAAGAAGUAGUUUGUGCUGUUGAAAGUCAGCCGAAAAAAUAUAAAAUUUCGGAUGAAGAAGCUUCUGAACGACGUUUAUUUGUUAAUCGAGUUAGAAAUGAUUUGGAACAAAUGCAAAAAGACCUAAAUGACCCGAUAGAAGAUCUUUCUUAUAGAAAAGAUGAGCUUUUAAAACAAACUGUACGUGAUGAGGAAUCAUUAAAUAACUCUUUAGUCAUGAGCCCUAAACUUGCACUAAAAUAUCGAAAAUUACUUGAAGAUGAACAAGAUAUUCAAUUAGAUCAUGUAUUUGGAACAGUACAGAAUUUAAGAGAACAGGCAUCAAUUAUGGGUAAAGAAUUAGAGGAACAAUUUGAAUUGAUUGAAGAAGUUGACAUGCGAAUAGAAAGAACAGGUGAAAAACUGAAACAGGGAUUUAAAAAUAUGAAAUGGGUAAUUAAACGAAAUGAAGACACAAUAUCUUCCUAUUGCAUAGUUUUUUUGAUUAUAAUAUUGAUUGUUUUAUUAAUACUUAUAUUUUUAUUUUGA
Molecule: messenger RNA, 723 nt
Organism: Pneumocystis murina B123
Lineage: Eukaryota; Fungi; Ascomycota; Pneumocystomycetes; Pneumocystales; Pneumocystaceae
Exons: 5
Coding region: 1-723 (240 amino acids)
Biological process (GO): Golgi vesicle transport
Cellular component (GO): membrane
Source: RefSeq, a predicted model, not a curated record